AUUCAUGGUGACUGGGUAAAUUGGGAUGGAGUGCCACACUUGCUGCACAUAUCAACAGCCUGCACAAGGAAGGACAAACACAAUCAUUGCAUUAUCCCCACGUGACUUUUGGACUUCACUAAAGAGCAGAACAAUCACAGGAAGCCCUUUGGAGGAAAUGUGGGCUGAUUUCUCUCCCAGGACAGCACUGGAAGUCCUGAUUCCACCGGUCCACACACAGUAGCACUGACCUGCCACAAUUGACCUCUUCCACAAGGAUCUCUUGCUUCCUUUGUGGAAUAGUACAAGAGGGGGAUUUGAACAUUUGUACUGAAUCGACAUCAGAGUAUGAGACGAUCUGUGGUGAAGCAGGUGAUGGGGCCAGCAAUGUGGACAGGGUUAUGGGCCUUCGCUCUCUUCAUCGGCACAGUUACCACAGAAAGCACAGUCAACAGGGGGACACCGAAACACAACCCCAUACAGCAAAGACAUAAAAGAGACUGGCUGUGGAAAUUUCUCUUUUUGGAAGAGGAGAAAUCCAACCCUCCACAUUAUGUAGGAAAGCUAAAAUCAACAAUGGCCAGUAAUCAGACAAAGUUUGUCAUAAAAGGAGACGGUGCCAACUCAAUUUUUCAUGUCUCUAGACAAGGAGACAUUUACGCCAUAAAAAAGCUGGAUCGGGAAGUAAAAAGCACAUACUACCUUACAGCUCAUCUUCUGGAUAUCGCCACCAACAAAUCAGUGGAAGCUGCAGAACCAUUUAAUAUUAAAAUCAUUGACCUUAAUGACAACAAUCCUGUGUUUCCACCAAGCUACAAUGGGUCUGUCCUUGAGAGAUCUGCUGCAGGAACACAUGUGCUGACAGUGACAGCUACUGAUGCAGAUGAUCCAACUACUGCCAAUGGACAAGUUGAAUAUAAAUUGCUAAAUGGAAAUGAUGUCUUUGAAAUUGAUGAAAGUGGAAAAAUUACAACAAAAAUUGACUUCCUAGACCGGGAGACGGAAAGUGCAUACAUAGUUGUGGUUCAUGCCAAGGAUAUGCCAGGCAUGAAAACUGGAGGCAGUGCCACCACCACAGUCACUAUCACCGUGGGCGACAUCAAUGAUAACAUGGCCACCUUUAAGAAAAAGAUUUACAAGUUUGAUGUCAAAGAAGAUGAGAAGGAGAACUUUAAAAUUGGCACAGUGGAAACUGAGGACAAAGAUGAGCAGCAGAACAAAGAUCCAGUAUUCACCAUAGUGGCGGAUUCCACCACAGAGCCCAGAUUCACCAAUGUAUUUAAGAUUGAAAGAAACCCACGAAAAGAUGGAGUCCUCACUUUAAAACAGAAACUGGAUUUUGAAAGCAGGAAGGCAUAUACUUUUGAUGUUUAUGUGCGUGAGGACAAUCUCCAAAAACCUCCAGAUGACCAGGGUGCAUAUGCUAACACCAAGGCUAAGGUUAUUAUAAAUGUGCUAGAUGUGGAUGAGCCACCUGUAUUCAGCAAAGAUGCCUACACCUUCACUCUUCGCGAAGAUGCCAAAGUCUCCACUAAGAUCGGAGGUGUGUUGGCCAGGGACCCAGAUGCAGCCCAGAACAAUAUACGGUACUCCAUAGAUGACCCAAAAUGUCCAGUAAAGAUUGAUCCAAAGACUGGUACCAUGUACACAGACAGGAAACUGGACCGGGAACUCAUCCCCUUAUACAUAUUCUAUGUGACUGCUGAGGAGGCUACACCCAAAGCACUGAAAUCUUACGUGAACGUAAGCCUUGUGGUUCUUGAUUUCAACGACAAUGCUCCAGAGCUGACAAACUUCCAAGACCUCUUUGCGUGCGAGAAUGAUGGACCUGGCACGGUAAUAGGAACCAUAGGGGCAUCUGACAAAGAUGAUCAUCCGCAGAGAUUCAGUUUCUCUCUUGCAAAGCCAAGCCCAAACUUCUCACUCAUCAGUGAUGGCAGUAGUACUGCUAACAUCACAGUGACACACGGAGGUUUUGGCCUGGAUGACAGGCGGGAGUACUUAAUGGAGAUUGUGCUGAAGGAUAGUGGCUCACCUGCUCUCAGCAGCACCACCACCGCCACCAUCCGAGUGUGCAGCUGCGGCAGAGACAGGAAGGACUAUUACUGCAAGCCUGCUUAUGCUCAGGCUGGUGUCAGCACAAGUGCCCUCAUCGCCAUUCUCCUCUGCAUCCUCACCAUACUGGUGAUCAUGAUACUCAUCGUGCUGAGAAAGUGGUACCAGAAGGACACUCUGGACACCCUGGGAAAGAGCUCCAGAGAGAUCCACGAGCAGCUAGUGGCUUAUGAUGAAGAAGGUGGCGGGGAGAUGGACACAAAUGGCUAUGACGUGGCCAUCCUGACCUCAGCAAGGAACGAGGGACGCCUGCACCUGGUGCCCGCUUUGUACGCUGCUGUCAAGCGGCCCCUGGCAGACAGGGGCCACGUGGCCGCCAUGAUUGAGGCGAAGAAGGACGCGGCGGAUCACGACAGGGACAGCAGCCCAUACGACACCCUGCAUAUCUACGGGUAUGAGGGAGCCGGAUCAUUCACCAGCAGCCUGAGCUCCCUGGAGAUGUCCUCAUUCAGUGACUCCAGCCUGGACUACGACUUCCUCAGUGACUGGGGCCCAUGUUUCCAGACCCUGGCAGAGUUGUACAGGCCAGAUAUCUCAGAAAAGUAAUUACUAUCAAUGCUAAGCUGAAAGCCAGCAGGCAAUACCUUCAAUUAUAUUGAACUUCCAUUUUGUGCAAGACUUUGACCAUGCCUCCAAAAAGCUUCUUGACUUUCUGCUCAUGGAGCACCUUUAGAAUGGCUUUCAUUGACUGUUCCACUUGUGACGUUCUGGAUAUUCAUGACUUUCACAAAUGUCAACACAUUGACCUCCAUUGUUGACCUCUAUUUUUGGCACAGUCUGAUUUUAUCAGGUCUCAUUUACUUACAUAUUCUGCAGAGAUCUGCCCAUUCUGAAAGUCCCAUAUAAAUUGCUACACAAAACACUCUCAAAAUGCAUUACUGUCAUUUUAAGUCUUGACUACAAUGGCACAAAGUAUAGGAAAGGGAACAUAUCGCAAACAAAAGUUGAACGUGUCGUUUUAUGUUUCACUGGCAUGGAACUCUCGCAUCACAAAGGUUUCUAAAAAUUAUAAGAAAAGCAGGACAUUCUUCAGUUAUGUUGGAAAAAGGUUUUUGAAAAUGCUGCUGGGUGGCUCCUAGGGUUAAGGCACCAUGUUGUGGGGCUAGGACGAGCUCCACAGUCUUGGAUCGAAUCCAGACAAUGACAGUGGCUGGUAGCAGCACAGGGCGAUUCCUUCUUCCACGUAAGCAAUUUCUCCUGCUGCGGAGUUCCAAAACCAGCAGUAGGGUUCACGCAUGAGCAUAGCCACAGUUGCAAAUAACUGGACGUUCCAAAUUAGGAUUGGAGUUGGACAUGUUCAGCCCCACAUUGGGCACCAAAUUUAUAACAAAAAAAGAAAAAAAUGUAAAGAUUUGGUCAGUUUAUGUUAUGGUCAUUCACUAUAGUUCUUCAGCAAAAUAAUAAAUGUAAAAUAAUUUUCUUCUUUUUAUAGUUACAAAACAUGUGUAUUUUGAGCAUUUAAAAAAAAAUAUUUACUAUUGCUAAUAACUGUUUUUGUAUUCAGCAUUGUCUGUAAGUAUCUGUUAUGUGCCAAGUUAAUUCUCUUUUUCACUAGUCACAAAGGGAUAUCAACAGGAAACUAUUGUAGUAGAUCUUUGAAAGAUUUACUCUUUGUUUAAUUUGGCAGGACUCGACAACACAUACAUUGCAUAGAUCAUCUAAGGCCAGUGAUAAACUAUAAAAAUAAGUUACAACCAACUCAGAAACACAAAGUACCAGAAUUAAUUAGAACAGAUGAUAGAAUUAUGAUCUGAAAAAGUGUAACCUUUUAUAUCACAAACAAAUCCAUGACAUAGCAGGAAAUGAUUACUAUCACAGGGUGUUACUGCUAUCACAGAAACAGGGUUAUUAUCCUUUAAAUGGUUAUUGGCAUUUCGGUGAAUCAUUAUCUUCACUGCACAGUAUUGAAUUUGACUGCACUAAAAUGAAUAUCUAUCUCAAAUUCCAAGCACCAUAGACCAUUUUGUUGCAAACAGAUUUAUCAAUGUGGGUAAUUUCUCAAAACUCAACAAAUAGUAAUAUUUUACUUUAAUUUAUCUUCAUUCCAUUUGCUUUUCUCCCCAACUUGUUUUGUUCCAUUUGGAAACUGGUCCCAUAAACCACAGAUACAAUGUGAGGAAGUCAGCCAACGAUUUUCCUGUUCACAUUGUGUACAUAAAGGGUUUGACUCCCACCCUCUAGGCACAGCUCACAAUAUCUUAACAAGACAUGGGAAUCUACUUCCUCCACAUGUGUUUGAGGAAGACCAUUCCUUGUUUUGUUGUCACUUGACUGCAAAAAUUAAUUGUGGCACUCUUCCCAUCUAGGUAUCUUGGGGGAAGGUUGCAGUCUGUAGAACAUUAUGAAGCUUAAUCUUAACCAUGGUGUCAUGAAAAACUAUUCAUCAGCAGCCAGUUUUUUAGUUGGUGCGGGUGGGCCUACUCUAUCAUAUCCUUUCGUAGCAUGUUCAUGCCUUUCUCAUCUUUUAUAUAUUUUUAUCGUUGACAUUUUGCAGUUCUACUUUUAGAUUAAAUGUGCAUAACUUUUUCUUUGGAUCGGAUCCACAGACUAUGACUUGAUUUGCCAUUAAUUCGUACAGGUCAAAAUGUUUGACACCCUGAGGUCUUUUCAAUCCAAUUAACUGAAAGACAUUUGUUUUCUGUAAUGGAAAGAUAACAUUUGGAAUUAAACACAAAAUAAUGUCUUAAAAAUGUGUGACAAACAAUAUUGCUUUAUCAAAUAAGCUGUUGUUGGUCCCAGAUAUGUGUAAAUGCUAACCACUGUAAUGGCUCAUGUGAAUUGUACAAAACGCAAAUAUUACUUUAAUAAUAAUUAUUACAUUACAAACUACUGAUUCUUUAUUGUUGAGAAUUGAGGAUAUGGCUUUCUCUCAUUCAUACCAUGGCUAUGCAUUCAUUGUAAAUUGUGGCUCUUGUCUCUGGUCUAUGUUUCCUGUGUAAUGUAAAAUAAUGUAUUUAACUGGAAUCACACUACACACCAUAAAGAAAUGUGCAUGUAAA
This is a messenger RNA of Anguilla rostrata (American eel), 5093 nucleotides long. RefSeq names its product cadherin-5-like. Gene Ontology annotation, molecular function: cadherin binding; calcium ion binding. The transcript has 13 exons. Bases 328 to 2640 code for a protein of 770 amino acids. The record is from RefSeq and is a predicted model, not a curated record. Gene Ontology annotation, biological process: vasculature development; cell-cell junction assembly; cell-cell adhesion mediated by cadherin. Gene Ontology annotation, cellular component: adherens junction; catenin complex; plasma membrane. Lineage: Eukaryota; Metazoa; Chordata; Actinopteri; Anguilliformes; Anguillidae.